AAUCUUCCCAAGUUGCAGGUAUAUGUCUAAAUAGUUAAUUUAAAUCAUUGAUGUAAGGUUUAAAUGUUAGUUUUAUAAAAGCAGUUCUUAAUCUUGAAAGUUUUUGAUAUUUAUAUUUCUAUAAGCAUGAUGGAGCACCUCCGCACUAUAUGGUUCCUGUAAGACAGUUCUUAGAUGACUGGUUUCCUGGACGGUGGAUUGGAAGGAGGGGCCCAAUUGAAUGGCCUUCCUGGUCACCGGAUUUAUCGCUUUUAGACUUUUUUCUUUGGGGACACUUAAAAAAUAAAUGUUUUGACACGAAGUUUGAGUCCAUAGAAGAUCUUCGCCAACGGAUUACAGCAGAGUGCAGAAACAUAACACUUGAUAUGCUACAAAAUGUUAGAAGUAAAUUUGAACAAAAUCUAUAAUAUUGUAUGGUAUCAAAUGCGUCACAUUUUCAACUUUUGUUAAUAAUGUCAACGAUACCUAAGCAUGGAUUUAAAGCUGAAGAUAUUUUGAAAGAGAACCGAACAACUAAAUCAAAUAUUGAAGAUAUAAAAAAUUGGUUAUCAUUUAAACGAAAUAUUCCUCGAAUGUCAGAUGAACAAAUAGUGAUCUUUUUAUUGGCGUGUAAAAAUAAUCUAGAUGAAACAAAAAUCACCAUAGAAAACUUUUUUAAAUAUAAAUCGACCUCACCAGAAAUCUUCAUGAACAGAGAUAUCGAUAUGAAGGAAAAUAAGUUCACCUGUACAGUGACGAACAUAGCAGUAUUUCCUAAUAGAACUGAAGAAAAUUACGCCAUUGCACUGGGUUCACUGAAAGACACUUCCUAUUAUAACUUUUGCAUCGAACCGCAAAUAAAAAGAGCUUUUGCAAUAAUCGAUGCUUACUUGUAUUCAAAUCCCCCUGAUGGAUUGAUUUUCAUUAUUGACAUCAAAGGAGUGGGAAUUAUGCAUCUUACAAGAAUAAAGCUGAAUGCACUCAAAGUCUUUUUCGCAUAUAUACAAGAGGCUCUACCUAUUCAACUCAGACAAGUUCACAUUCUAAAUGCUAAUUACAUUUUUGAAAAAUUUUUGAUGAUUUCCAAGCCAUUUAUGAAAAAAGAGCUAUACGAAAUGAUCAUUACUCAUUCUCCUGGUGCCAACAUGCAAGAAUUUUUUGAAAAAUAUAUUCCGGCAUCGUCUAUGCCAUCCGAUUAUGGUGGAGAUUUACCAAGUAUCGAAAAACUAAGUGAAGAUACCAGAAAAUAUCUACAAUCAAUGAAGACAUUUUUAGAGGCAGAAGAAAAACAAAUUCAGCUUUAUAAAAAAGAUUAGUAUUACGUGAGUGUAGUUUGUUAAUAAACACAUUUUUAAACAAUAAAGUAAUUUUUCAUAACGCAACAAAA
This is a messenger RNA of Diorhabda carinulata, 1366 nucleotides long. Its product is annotated as alpha-tocopherol transfer protein-like. Gene Ontology annotation, cellular component: membrane. The transcript has 6 exons. Bases 414 to 1295 code for a protein of 293 amino acids. The record is from RefSeq and is a predicted model, not a curated record. NCBI's taxonomy places the organism in Eukaryota, Metazoa, Arthropoda, Insecta, Coleoptera, Chrysomelidae. Gene Ontology annotation, molecular function: phosphatidylinositol bisphosphate binding.